AACAGUUUUUACAAAGGAGAUAAAUAAGCAUAACAAUGGGCAUACUUAAUCUAGAAAUUUCCCGUUCUGUCCCGUGAUUGAGCAAUUUUUACUGAACAGGAACGGCACAGUUUGACUAGAGGGUUUCAUGCAGGAAGAGGGAUAUGCAUGAUAAAUUGGUCUAAACUUCAGUCCGAUUUACAUGGGGCUAAAGAAACUAACAGGGACGAUGCAACAGUUUUUAGGUUUCGUUCAAGUUCUGCAGGAGGGAAGGACAUAAGUACAAGAAGUGUUCCAAGAAGUACUCUGUCUUCCACCAUGCUGGACCGUACGGAGAGUGAAACAGUUUGACUCUACCAAGUAUGAAAAUUACCGAACCAACCUUUAAACUGGACAGUAAUGACCAGAGGCUAGUUGCUCUCGUUGACCAGCUGUGAGUUUGUGCCCAGCACAGGCCAACUACAAGAAAACCACACCCAGAGCUUCAUGACUGCUCACAGAUAACUGGACAACUUGGUUUGCUACGCGGUGCAUGUUGCCUUUGAGACAGGCGUGGUUGGAUUGUGUUUGAUGAUUCCAUAAUUGGUCUGGUGUGGAGAGACGGAAGAAGUCGGGCAUAGCCAGGGCUAAAACGACCAUGGGAAGUUGGCGGCAAAAAGGCUCUAGACCGAUAGAGAACAAUCGGCAAAGACCAAGCUAGAAUGGGACAAGUGCUUGGAAGUGAUCUCAGAUAUUGCCAGCAGCAGCUUAAUCAGCACUACAAGGCUACAACAAGCACCAUCCCUGCACACCCCUUGGAUCCUUCCAGAAGAGUCGAUAUCAACGAGUUCUUUUUUGAGUUACAACUCGCUCAACGAGGGAAACAAACUACCCAAGAACACGUGUCCUUACCCAGGGAGGAACGGAUAGUAGAUAAACCUGAAAACAUUUCCUUAAGUUCAUGGGAAGAUUUCUUCAGAAUCCGAAAAGUGGGUGGCAUUAAAGCUAUUCUUUCAGGCGGGGCAGGAUUUGGCAAGUCGACUCUUUUGUUGAGAGUUGCAAAUGCUAGCACUAAAUUUUCUCUAACUUCAUGCCUUAGAAAGUUCAAGCUAGUGUUUUUGGUGAAGCUGAAGCAAAUGCGGAACUCAAGUUGUGUCAUAGAUGCCAUAUUUGAACAAAUCUUCCCAAUAAACAUCCGACUAACUAAGCCCCAGCUGAAAGAGCUCAUUGCAGAUAACGAAGCAAACACAUUGUUCUUAUUGGACGGUUUAGAUGAGAUUCCACUUGAUGUUCUCAAUUCCCAAGAAGGUGUGUACAGAGUCCAGGAUAUCUUGCAUGGCAGGGUAUUGCCAAAAAGUUUUGUCUUAGUCACAACACGGCCACAUAUGGUGGAGUAUAUCACCAAGGGCUACCCACACUACGCCCACGUUCAAACAUUGGGGUUCACAACCGAAACCACAAACAAAUACAUCCUGACGCAUUUUGCUGAAAACAUCAACUCGGCAGAAAAACUGAUAUCAAACCUGAAAUCCAACACAUCUCUACAGACAAUGGCACAGGUUCCAAUCAUUACUCUCUUGCUGUGCAUAGUUUGGGAAAAUCUAUCGAAAUUGCCAGAGAGAUUAACAGCGCUUUAUACAGAGUUUGCUGAGGUUCUUGUCGGUCGUCGGUGUAAUGAAGGCGAGGACAAGGUGAGGCUGAUGAAUUCAGUCCUACGUGGACUGGGGCGAGUCGCUCUGGACGGGUUACUAGACCCCAAGGGGGAAAGGCUGGUGUUCUCCUCUGACGAAUUUGACAAGAAGGACUUGGAGGACGGGUGUCGGUUAGGUUUCCUGCAACAAGAAAGUUGCACCAGUGGUCUGGCGUUGAUGCAAAUUGUUACCUUCAUACACAAGUCCGUCCAAGAAUACUGUGCAGCAUACUUCUUUGCCAAUUUGCAUCACGCAGACGAAGAGAUGUUUCAUGAGAAGUUGCAGCAGAUUCAUCCAGGUAAUGUCCAUGCAAUGGAAUAUCUGCUUCGGUUCACGUGCGGUAUAUCGUCGAGGUCUCCAGCAACCGGACUCAUCCUGGAACACGUGCAAAAGCAACAUCCUGUCCUCUAUUUGAAGCGUUUUGUCCGUUUGUUGUUUUUUGAGUCAAAUUCUCAUGAAAUAGCUGCUAGGAUAGACAGGUCAACCCAUGUGAAAUGCGACAGUCAGGAGGAUCUGAUAGCACUGCGAUAUUUCUUACAUAAUGUCCCACUUCCACUAGACGACACGGAGUUUGAAUUCGGCUGUCGAUCAUAUGAAGUGUUGACGUUGUUGAGGGAUGUUCUGCUGGAUGGCAACAUAAAGCCAGCCACCAAUCAGGAUUCAGCUGGGUUCAUAAAGGUCAGGUACAACAUGUCUGCACGAGGGAAUGAGGAGCUGCUUGAGUUGGAGGAAACACUUGAGAGGAUGGAUGAGGCACUCCGUGAUCGACUCAGGCUAUCACUGCACAUUGGUCCGAAUUCGAGGCUUGAUGAUCGAUGUGGGCGCCUGCCUUGUAUAUCCAAUCAGGUUGAGUACGUCCAUCUGAUUGGCUGGCCACAUGGCAUCGUAACACUAACGAAUGCACUUGAGGGGUGCAAUAUAUUGCAGACGGUCAUCUUACUUGGUGUCAACCUGAGAGGUCGAGUGUGCAGGAUUGCUCCUCUUGUUCCUCCAUCCCUUCAAGAUUUGAUGAUCCUGUGCUGUUAUAUGAAUGAUGAUGACGUCAAAGUUCUGAUCAGCAUCCUUCCCGCUGGGCAUGGUUUGAUAAAGCUUUGUGUUUCUUUGUCAUCGUGCACUCUGAAAGGAGUGCGGAAUCUCACUGCUCAUCUCCGGGGUCUUCCUAACCUUCAGGUCUUGGAUAUUGAUACUUGCUCUCAGAUCGAUAGACAUCUUGUCAAGGAGGUGGUUAAGCAAGACCUCCCCAACGUCAUUUUCGUGUAAUAUACAUGUAACAGAAGGACGAAGACGUGUGCUGAUAAAGUUAAAAGAAACAGCACGCAUCAGAUGAUUUCGCACAUAUUCAAUACUGUUCAUCAUUAACUUCCUACAGUCGAGGGGACGGAUUUUGCCACUAUAUCAGAUCUCAGAAACAGAUUUUGUUCAUUUUGUCAUGCAUACCAAACCAUCCAUACUCUGCAUAAAGUUUUAGUCCAAUCAAGUUGAGCAUUUUCUUUCAUCGGUGUCACGCGUGAGCACUUUUCUCAUGUGCACGCUCAAUCCACCCUGCGGGCGACUUGUACAAGAUAUCGCGAGAACGUCCGAAAGACAUUCUCCGAAAAAAAUGUAUUCAUAAAUAAUGAAAAAGAGAGAAAAAUUCGUGGCUGUGAUAUCGAUCGGGGGAGGGGAGUUACGUAUGUUUGAGCUCCAGUCCGUUUAGCCAUAUUGUUAAGAUAAAGAGAAGCUAAAUCACAUAUCCACGCGCAUUAUACAUUGUUGUGUUCAUAGUCUCCGGUCAGUUUGCCUUCCAGUCUUCACAGAUCUUGAGAUUGAGAUUGUUCGCUUCGCAUUUGCAUUCGCAGGAAGUUUGAACCGGGCUUUAUUAGUCGUAACACAUCCUAUCAUGAAUGGGUUCUCAAAACUACAACAUGUCUAUUUGAUAGAUACACAUAAUUUCUUACACAUAUUUUGAGUAGGCUAUAUCUGCCAUACGGUGUGGUUCGUAUCCAUCAAAUGAUUCGAGGGGUAUAGCCGGCCUUGAAUAGAUGUCCUUGACUCUCAUGUUAGUCAUGUUUGGUUUUGGUUAUGGCCAUUUCAACUUGAGUUCACUUUGCCGCAAUUCCUGAGAAGAACAGCACAUUCCGUUUACUGUGACGACACACGUACAACAGUGCACAGACAAUAGCAGUAUGUACAACAUGUAGUAGAAAUUUGACUAUGUAUAUAUGUAUAUAUAAGACCGAUUUAUUACUUUGAGGUUAUACAUGUAAAAUCAUUGUCAGAAAUGUUAGUCAUGCCAGCCUGGUGAAGAUCCUUUUCAAAACGCUGUCAACUUUUAGGCAACUUUUUUAAAUUGCAUCAUGGAGAAAUAUUUUGUUUGGUAAUGCUCCAUUGUAACCUGAAAUUCUAUCAAAUAAGGCAAAUAUUUCGGUGUCUUAUACUUUGGACUCUUAUGAAAUCCGGUUUCUUUUAACCUUAUGGAUUCUAUAGCCCCCACACGUGACCUGUCACUGUUCUAAUUAUGUCCACUGAGGCAUGCGCAAUACAACCAAAGAAUCCGUAUUUCAUAGAGUCAAAGUUUCACAGACUCGGCCAGCUUUUUCCUUAAAUCCAUUACGAACCACAAAAAGGGAUUUUCCUCUUUUUUCGGCGGGGAGGUGUUGGAUUACUUGUCCUCACAAUCGGUCAGAGUUUAUACAUCUAAGAAUUAGUGUUUUUUUCACCAAAAUGGCGUUUAAGAGGCAACUACGAACACUUAAGACUUUAUGUAAACAUAAGAGAACAAUUUAUUUCACCCUGAAAAUGACAGUCGAUGAACAUCAGGAUUUUUUUUGUAAUUGUGGAUCCUUUUUUCUUCAUAAUUUCAGCCUAUUUACGGGAUUGCGUUGUUUUAGAAAAAUCAUAUCAUGCCUGUGUUACUUUACCCAGAGUCUGUUUUUGUGUGUUGUUUUUGUAUAUUUUUCUAUAGAACAUUAAUGUGCUGAUGGUUUGAUUGUUCGUCCAUGUGUGGAUGUAGAGGUCUUGUAUUAAGUAUUCAAUGCAUCAAUAUAAUUGUUAAUUUUGUGUUGACAUGUAUUUUAUGCAAAUUCAAAGCUUUCCGACACGAGACAAAACUGGAGAGGGGAGGUCGAAUACAGCAUAACAAACUGGAAAAAAAUGUUGCAACCUGACGCCACUUGUUUCUUUAUAUAAAUCUCAAUGAAGGUCAUUCAUUGCAAAAAUGAUGACAUAAAUCUGGGGAAGAGAAACAUUUCCAAUUUUGUUAGGAAAUACUUUCCACGUUAGGAAAUACUUUCAAAUAUCUCCAUAGACUCUGUACACAAUCGCGGAAGUGGCGUCAGGUUGCAACGGUUUUUUUCCCGACUGAAUAUUAUUGUUAAACGAGUUGAUCGCAAGAAACUUACCGAUCAAUACUUCUCAGAUGAUAUUCCGAUGUUAUGUAUUUUCCAAACGAAGCAAUUCCCUGCGAAUAGGUGAGAGAUUUCGAUGUGUACUCCAAAACACAAGGUCAUCAGCUUCAAUUAAUGGUCUUCUUUUGAGUGGGCGAUUGCAAUGAGGUUCCACAAAAUGAGCUGCUCGCCAAACUUCCUUGUGGUCGGUGUUUAACAAUCCUCAAUCCCGUCCGAUCACAUCAAUGGCAUUGUUUUUAAUCCAGCAUAUUCCUUAGCUGUAACACUAAAAUACAUGUUUGUAUAUUUACUCCAUUUUGAUUUGAGCGGUACAUGUAUUAAGAAGAGAGUCUGUAUGCACUGCAACCCACCUAUGUGAUUGUGGGUGUGGGCCUCUCCACGUAUUUCUAGUAGUGAUGAGUGGAAUUAAAGUUGUGCAGCCAUGCGAAGGGUUAAAAAAUAAGAUCCGGUAACGGUACAGUUAUGCGCACAAUUAAUAAGGGCCAGGAGUAAUGCCUUUAGCCAUUACUGAACAAUGGAUCGAAUUCACAUCAUUCCUCGAAGCAUUAAUAAGAAUCAACACUUUUUGUUCCUUGUACAUAUGCACACUGAAGUCGGAGAAACGACUCAAAAGGUGGAGAUUCUCUGAGUCAAUUCCAAUCAAAGAAUCUCCACGUUUUGGGCGUUUCUCCGACUUAUUGCAAAAAGACAUGCGUAGUUGGAAAAAGGGGGCGGGGCUAGUUGCUAGGCUCCAUUGUCUUUAUUGUUUCAAUUAAUUAACCUUCAGAAAAUUAUUAUUAGGUCAAUCAUGGGCACAGCUUAUCCUCUGUGAUGUGUUUUUCAUGAAACAAAUUUGUGAUACUGAUGGAGGUACAUUAAUAUUCUGUACACGUCUGAAAUAUGAGGGAAUAUCGUUUAAAACAAACAAUACACUGUGAUUAAUCCACAUGUUCAGCAUUAAUAUCAUGUUCAAAUUUCAAACCUACUAGCCUCUCUCCAUAACUAACACAGGAUUAGAAAAAACAGUCACAGAAAACAGUUGUUACAUUCAAUAUAUAUCUUUAUUUUAUAAUGAAAUACUGGGGCCAAAAAAACCCCCAAAAACAACACGACUACACCCUGGCCUUUGCCUACCUUUACAAUAAACUGUUUUAUACGAUAAACUAAACGAAAACCUAAAUGAAAAAGGAACAAAACACUUGCGACGUUUAGUAAAAUGGUAGGCAUCACUGAUUGUUGUUAUAUUUUUACUAAGUUUAUCGCUAGGUUCUUGAUACAGCAUAAUUUGAAGCCUCAUUUUGAUACAAAAAAAGUCUUCAACAAUUGUCGAGGCCUUUUUUUUUCUUGGGAUUCAGUUUACUUUCUCUAUGUUUCUGUCAGUUUGAAAACUGCAAUCCAUAAAAACUCAAGAUUUGCUACAUUCUGUGUGAUACUGUUUCACUUUUAACCACAAGAAAAAGAUGUUUAACUUAAAAACCAAAAAAGUCAAAAAAAUGUUUAAACCUGAUUGGAGAUAUUGAUACUAUGCUAAACACUCACCACACACAGACAAUUGUCACGUCAUAAUUUUCAAAAUAAGUAAUACAAAUUGUGUUAAAUUUAACUUCUGUUUUUCGCAGAGUAAAUUUGACGUCUUUCUCUUUAAUGCACACUAAUUUCAGUUUUAUAGCCAGCACUGAAAGGGAACAUUUUCCCCAGAGUGAAAAGCUUAUCCAUUAAUAAAAGUUCAAAUGUAGUACUUGUUGCAACAUAAUAUAUUUUUUUUGUAAGUUUUGUUCCAUUUCGUCAACUGUACAGUUAUAAAUAUAUUGUAGUAUUAUUGAUAUUGCAUUAUAUGUAAUCGUCUUUUCAUGGGAUUAAAAUCUGGCUUGAUGAGAUAAAGGGUUUCUACAUUUCAUUAUAUUCCCCAAAAUUUUGCAUUUGUCUGCGCGUAAAAUAAGUUAUGAUUUCAAGACAAAGGAUGCAUCCAAAAAGUUAAUUA
This is a messenger RNA of Patiria miniata (bat star), 6995 nucleotides long. Its product is annotated as NACHT, LRR and PYD domains-containing protein 3-like. The record is from RefSeq and is a predicted model, not a curated record. The coding region runs from base 681 to 2909 and encodes 742 amino acids. NCBI's taxonomy places the organism in Eukaryota, Metazoa, Echinodermata, Asteroidea, Valvatida, Asterinidae. The transcript has 4 exons.